Molecule: messenger RNA, 4611 nt
Organism: Salvelinus sp. IW2-2015
Lineage: Eukaryota; Metazoa; Chordata; Actinopteri; Salmoniformes; Salmonidae
Product: protein phosphatase 1 regulatory subunit 16A-like
Cellular component (GO): cytoplasm
Molecular function (GO): protein binding; myosin phosphatase regulator activity; enzyme inhibitor activity
Source: RefSeq, a predicted model, not a curated record
GAAUGCACUGUAUGUUCGCUACAUACUUCAUUGAGGAGUAGAAACGAACGUCCCUGGGCGUAGCGUUUGGCCGGCGCAAGGAGUUUGAGUAGUCAGGCAAGUCUCAUGGUAGUGUGGGGUAUGCAAAAUGGGUCGACUUUGAGCACCUCUUUCUCCUGAAUGUUUUGGCAUUCAGUUCCAAAAAGUAACUUUCUGACCUCUACCAUGACCAAACAUGUUUGGAAGGUUUUGUUCAAAUCUAAAGAGGUGCGGUCAGAAAGUGAUUGAAUUCAUACGACCCUUCAACAAUUUAUUAUUUUGGUAGGCUAUAUUUUUACAGUGUAUGUCAUUGGGGGAAAUGUUCUGCCCUUGAUGACGAGUCCAUAUUUUUUUGUAAACAUACAUUUAGAUGUACAUUAUAUGGAGCAUACGCAGAUGCUCCAGGUGGGCUGCAGUAUUUUUUAUUUUGAAUGAAUUUUAGCGGACAAGGUCAGAAAAUGUGAGACUAAGUUUAUGUAGGAUUUUGUUGUCAAAUUGUUUGGUGAGAGUCAUUAUACAUUACAGUUAUGCCCCAUAGUAAACAUUGCACUCGGUUUACAGCAUUUACAUUUCUAGAGUUUGCUCUGAGCAAUGUUUCCCUCUAGUGGGCACCUUUCGAUGACAGCGCAGCGGUUGUUAUGGACAAGCAUUUCCCGGGAGGGUUGGGGACAGAAAACAGCUGAUCGGGUUCAGUCGGGCUGAGAACACGGAUACGAGUUCGUGCUGCUGUCAGACUGAAUUAACUUCACAGGUGUCAGGGGAGGGAGUAGAAUGUUCUGUAUUCUAAGAAGCACAAUGGAUUCUUGAGAUGCUUUGAUGCCUGACUCUUCCUGGUUCCUGAAGCACCACCUGCAGUGGCCUAUUAAGGGACUAGAAGUGAUCCAAUCCCCCACCUCUGACCAACCCCUGCCCUUACAUUCUCUCAUACUACUGCACUCUAAAAACAAGCUCUAUGCAGCAUUAGUCCAAAUCUCUGUUUAUAUUUUAUUCUCACAUUGAACAAUGUGACCUGGUUCCUCUUAGCUGCUGAGUUUGUACUCUAAGUAACCACCUCACUUCAAGGUUUGCACCACAGCUCUCAGUAUGGACUCCCACCUGGGGACUUCUGUGUUGGGUCCACUUCCCAGAGAGUGUAGGCCUAACCAUCAAUGGUUGCAUUGCUGGCACUAACGGGGGCAGAGGCGAAGUAGUGUCACUGUUUUGGUCCCCCUCCCUCCAACCCAGAGGAAUACAGGAAGGAACACAGGAUUUAAGGACAGAUCGUGGUUCAAAGUAAUCUGGAUGGAUCUGUUCCAGCAGUAGAUGUUCCAUACAGAUCUAGAGUAAGAACCAGUUGGUUCUCAGGUCUUGAAUUUCCAUACAUAGUCUUUAAAGCAUAUAGACCCAUGGAAGAGAGAUUGAUUCUCUGUUACUCACACAAAGAAUACCGACUUGGACCUUUACACCUUGGAGAUGUCUGCCACCUGACCUUGCAGCAGCUUUGAUUAUUUUUGCGUUCACUUUCAACUGAUAAACCCAGAACCAGAUCAGAACAGUGAAACGGGAGGUGUAGGAAGUCUGAGGUGGGCGGUGGUGUGGCAUGGCGGAGCACGGCGAGCUGCUCGGUGAGAUGGCCACGGUUGGGCGUCUGAGUGCCACGGAGCGCCUGAAACACGCCCAGAAGCGGCGCGCCCAGCAGCUGAAGGGCUGGGCCCAAAUGGACAAGGAUACGGCCCGUAGCAAGGCUGGACAGAAAGUGGACAAGAACAAGGGGUGCACGCGCAGGGUGGUCUUCCCCAACAACAUCACCCUGCUGGAGGCUGCAGCCCGCAAUGACCUGGAGGAAGUGAGGGAGCUGCUGAACGGUGGAGUCAGUCCAGAUCUGUACAACGAGGACGGACUCACUGCCCUGCACCAGUGCUGCAUUGAUGACUUUGUGGAGCUGGUACAGUGUCUGUUGGACGCCGGGGCCAGUGUGAACGCCUGUGACAGUGAGCUGUGGACGCCGCUCCACGCUGCUGCCACCUGUGGACACACAGCCCUGGUGCAGCUCCUGGUGCAGUCUGGUGCAGAGCUGCUGGCGGUCAACGCUGAUGGCAACAUGCCCUAUGACCUUUGUGAGGACGAGGCCACGCUGGAGCUGCUAGAGAUGGUCAUGGCAGAGCAGGGUAUAACCCAGGACCGUAUAAACCAGUGUCGUGGGGCUAAGGAGAUGGAGAUGCUGACAGACCUUCGAGCGCUGGUCCAGAGUGGUGCGGACCUGAACGCUCAGGAUGACAACGGGGCCACACUGCUGCACUUAGCGGCGGCUAACGGCUACCUGUUGGUAGGGGAGCUGUUGUUGGAGCACCAGGCCAAAGUGGAGGAGAAGGACACAGACGGCUGGACACCACUCCAUGCCGCCUCCUGCUGGGGACAGGUCCAGAUGGUGGAGCUGCUGGUGGCUCAUGGGGCCAGUCUCAACACCAAGUCCGUCUUGGAAGAGACGCCGCUGGAUGUGUGUGCGGACGAGGAGGUGAGAGCCAAGCUGAUGGAGCUGAAGCACAAACACGACGCCAUCAUGAAGAGUCGGGACCGACACAAGGGCACCUUGCAGAGACGAGCCUCCAGCACUGGCAGCAGAGGUAAGGUGGUGCGGCGUGUGAGCAUCAAUGAGCGUUCCAGCCUGUACCGGCGGGAGCACCACAAGGAGGCCAUGGUGUGGCAGGAGAGAGGCCGACAAGCCGAGCCGCAGGACGACGACGAGGACAGACAGACCGACAACGAGCUCCACCAGCAUGUUGCCAUGGCUGCAGGUGCCAUGUUGAGGGGGGAGGAUGACGAGGGAGGGGAGAGGAAGUUCAAUCUGGGGAACGGUGGGAUGCCCCUGGCCCUGUCAGCGUCAGUCCCAGGGGAGCAGUGGAGCGGAGGCCGGAUGGACCGCAGCGCCUCUUACCAGCUGAGCCCUGCAUCGGGGAUUGGGGAGGUAGGGGACAGCAUGACCCGGGAGAAAUCCCACCAGACACUAGCGGACCUGAAACGCCAGCGGGCCGCAGCCAAGCUCAACAAGUACCCAGCCCCACCCCCCCCAGAGGAGAUGCCCCCUUCUCCCGCCCUUCUGCAGGAGGUGACCCCGUCCGGAGCCGCCCAGGAGACACCCAGCACAGAGGAGGUGCCCUCCCCCGGCACUGUGUACUUCACCCCAGCCAGCGGAGACCCGCCCCUGCUCAAACUACAAGCCCCAGAGGAGGACACCUCCAACAACACUAAGGAGCCCUGCUGUGGACUCAUGUAGGGACAAACACUUCCAAGCACCCACUGCCUGACUGGAAAUUAAAGUGGGCGAUGUGUAGCAAUCAAAAAUGAUUUCAAAACAAAACGCUACGGUGACGACCGGAUAUACUUUUAAGGAUUCAUUGCAGUUGGAUUUAUUCUAAGUUUAUUAUUUGGUUCCGUUAAGCGCCUACUUCCAUCAAUUACAUGCCAUUGAAUGUUUGGUCUACUCUCCAUUUUGGUCAAUGUAGUUAUACAUUCCAUCUUCUUGCACAGAUUUAUUUUUAGCCCUCCUUCCUGAAAUGUCUAAAACAAGAUUUAUCUAAUGGAGGGAAUGUAAAACAUUUUCCAAUAUAUGAGCACUUAACGUUCCUCUGUUGAUAAGGGUGUGGCCAGAGCCAUAGAUUUACAUACAUGGAUAUUGCUCUGCGUAUGUCUAUAUGGACCGCGUAUAGAGAGACCUUAUGUGCCCACCUGGUGGCUUCUAAGAGAACUACAGAUUCCAGUAUUACUCCUUCAAUAGCUCGGAGUACUUUCUUUUGUUUAAUCCCCUUUUUCCAUGAUUGUUUGGGGCAGUUCAAUCAAAAGAGAGAGUUUUCUCAUAUCAAGCAUAUUAUAUAUGAACUGGCCAUCUGACUUAAGUGAAUAAGAUUUGCUCAUUUAAAGCAGAAAGGGGCUAGAGAAGCAUGAAUGAACCAAAGCUGAUUAUUUUACUUUACUUUUUCAAGCUGAUAAUCGGACCAAUGAAUGAUCAUUUUCUACUCAUGAUUGACUGAGCAUGAUUUGAGAUGUGCACUGUAAAUGGAUUUAAGAGAAGGAUAGAUUAGGAUCGAGAGUGAUUGUUACAAAAGGGUACAUAACAAUGGCAUUUGUUGGUGUUAUUUGUUUUUCAUACACACUCACACCAGUCUGUCUGUUGACAGGGUACCAAAGUGGGAGUGUUUGUAGAUGAUGGUUUCUCUUUCUUGUUGGUUUGAAUUUGCAUCAAAUUUACACACAUGUAGACAAGUGCUAUUUCCCUGCCUUUCUACUGAUCAGCAUUCAGCAGUAUCUCAAAAUUAUUGUUUUUUGUUUGUAAAUCAACCUACUGUUCCAGUGCACUAAGAAUUACAUUUUCUGCAGUGCAAUUUGUAAAGAAGGGUUUCGUUUUCUAAAUGAUUGUAAGAGAUUAUCUAAUAUUCAAAUUAAUAUAAGUUGUGUUUUUGUCAUGGUGUUUGUCCCCCCCUCAUGAUAAAAUGACUUCUUAUAGGCAUUCUAUUUAAACUAUUUCUAUGCUGUGAAUAGGGAUGUACACAGUGUACAAAACAUUAGGAACAUGUGCUCUUUCCAUGACAUGGACUGACCAGGUGAAUCCAGGUAAAG